UCCGGUAGCCUAGGUAGCACAAAGUUCUCCAGUGAAGAACCCCCUUCCCACAGGGAUUCCCACGGCGACGAUGUCAUCAAAGGGUUAAUUCUGAACCGGGAUGUGGGAGGGCAGGAAACUCAACUGUAAUGGUAGCCUGGGGAAGAUUAACUGCUUAUGGAAAGUCCCACUGCGGAGGUGCCAUCUCAGGGCUGAUCGCGGACUGGUGGGAGAGUGAGCAGAGGUUAUCCACCCAGAGUGGGGCCCCACCCAGGCCACUAGGACCUCGCACUGAGUCUUUGCAGCUGGGGAGCUUUCCACGGGGGCGUGGCCUGGAGGACGUAGCCUGGGAGGUGACAAGAGGGUUAACCACCCCACAGAGGUAGGGGGCGGGCAUCUUCCCGGGCGGUCCUCCCCUCCAGGCCGCUGGAACCGGAAGCUGUCCGUGGUCUGGAGCGCGCCUUGACUGCCUUCGUCUGCGCUUCUACUGAGGUCCUUCCUGGAUAGGAGAGCCAAGCGAGGUUCGGAGGCGAGAUGAGGGCAAGGGGGGCAGCCCAUGUUCCAGGUGAAGAUCUGGAGCUCAACUUUCAGGAGACGCCCCAGCAAGACUUUCGGGGAGCCCUCCAGCUAGCUGCUCACCUCAUGGGCCAGACGGCUCUGGCAAGGGGCAGCAGCAGCAGCACCCCCACCUCGCAGGCUCUGUGCUCUGAUUUCUCUCCUCCUGAGGGUUUGGAGGAGCUACUGUCUGCUCCAACUCCUGAUUUAGGGGUCCAACGUCACCACGGCUGGAAUCCCAAAGAUUGCUCAGAGAACAUCGAGGUCAAGGAAGGCGGGUUGUGCUUUGAGCGGAGGCCAGUGGCUCAGAGCACUGAUGGAGUCCGGGGAAAGAGGGGUUACUCGAGGGGCCUGCACGCUUGGGAGAUCAGUUGGCCCCAGGAUCAGAGGGGCACACACGCGGUGGUGGGCGUGGCUACCGCCCUUGCCCCGCUGCAGGCGGACCACUAUGCGGCGCUGUUGGGCAGCAACAAGGAAUCGUGGGGCUGGGACAUUGGGCGGAGGAAAUUGUAUCAUCAGAGUAAGGGACCUGAAGCCCCUCAGUAUCCAGCCGGACACCAGGGUGAGCAGCUAGUGGUGCCAGAGAGGCUGUUGGUGGUUCUCAACAUGGAAGAGGGGACUCUGGGCUACGCUAUUGGGGGCACCUACCUGGGACCAGCCUUCCGCGGACUGAAAGGCAAGACCCUCUAUCCCUCUGUAAGCGCCGUCUGGGGCCAAUGCCAGGUUCGCAUCCGCUACCUGGGCGAAAGAGUGGAGAAGCCACAGUCCCUUCUGGACCUGAGUCGCCUGUGUAUACGCCAUGCCCUGGGCGAAACCCGGCUUGGGCAGAUAUCCACUCUGCCUUUGCCCCCAGCCAUGAAACGCUACCUGCUCUACCAGUAACCCUGUGGUACUACAGAUUGUACUGACCCUUGCCACCACCCCUACCCUAAGAGCAGGUGGGAAGACGCCUUUGGUCUGGUGUGGACAACCUACCUAAAGCCAGUAAGGCUGAGGGGAAGUGAGGCUGGGCCCCUUCUCUAAUUCUCACCAGAGGGUUGAGUGGGGAAGAAUACUAAAGGCUGAGGUAGCCUGGUAAAAAAGAUGUUUUCAAGUAAAAAGUAAUGAGAUUAUUA
Nannospalax galili (Upper Galilee mountains blind mole rat) is the source of this 1649-nucleotide messenger RNA. It is a transcript of the gene Spsb2, whose product is annotated as splA/ryanodine receptor domain and SOCS box containing 2. The coding region runs from base 514 to 1416 and encodes 300 amino acids. The transcript has 3 exons. Lineage: Eukaryota; Metazoa; Chordata; Mammalia; Rodentia; Spalacidae. The record is from RefSeq and is a predicted model, not a curated record. Gene Ontology annotation, cellular component: SCF ubiquitin ligase complex. Gene Ontology annotation, biological process: intracellular signal transduction; proteasome-mediated ubiquitin-dependent protein catabolic process. Gene Ontology annotation, molecular function: protein binding.